AUGAAUAACUAUAAUCAUCAUAAUCACAAUAAUGAUGCAAUGAAUAUUAGCGAUAUUAAAUUCGGUGGUGUACAUAUUAGAAUAUUAAUGGAAAUUGAAAUAACUUAUGGAAAACAAUGUGAAAAGAAAUUUGAUGAGAAUGGUAUGGAACACACUAACGAACCUAAAAGAAUCAAAAGAGACAAAAAGGUGCAUGUACAUAUCAUAAAACAAAAACAAGUUUUUCUCUUAAGAAUAUCAAAUGGUUUUAUUGAAAAGAGCGAUAAUAAUUCAAUCUUAAACCUCGUCGUCAUGGUCAUUUUGGAAGUUAUCUCUCAAAAAACACAUACAAUCGAUUAUAUUUAUGUAUCUGAUCAUGAAUUUUAUGAUCAAUUUCAAGAUAAGAAAGAUUUCAAAUUCUUAUCAGAUUCACCACACCAGGUGGAAGAUUUAAUGAGAUAUAUAGGUAUCAAUCUCAAUCUUCAUCCAAAAGAAACAAUAGAGGUUAAUCCUAUAGUAGGUUUCAAAAAGCUAUCUGUUGGAAAAUACAAAAGAAAUCUACCACUCCAAUUUAUCGAAAUUCAGGAUUCAGAUGGAAUUAUUUGCUCAAAUAUUGUCUACAAGAACAAUGAUUCUGUUUAUUUAAUUGGCUCCUCUCCAUUCAAACCAUUUAAUGCUUUGUCCCGCAUUAUCGAAUUGGCCGAAUCGCUAUCUACCAACUAUCCACUCAUUACACAUAGAUUUGAAUUCGGGUACAACACCACAGCCUCUACAAUCUUUGCCACCAAUCUAAAAAACCUCUUGGAAAAGGGAUGUUCCACCCAAUUCGAUGUCAUUCGAAGUUAUUUUAUUUACAUCCACUCCACAGUACUUGGUAUCCAAGCUCAAGGUCUAGAAUUUGAUGAAGAUAUAGAAAUGUCCACUUCAACUACUUCUACUUCAACCACCUCUACCUCUACCUCAUCUACCUCUACAAAUUCAAAGAGAAUCAUCGACGACGAAGAAGAACAAGAGCCUCUUGAUAUCAAUAGAUCAAACAAGAAGACAAAGAGAUCAUCUAAACCUAAAAACUAA
Molecule: messenger RNA, 1053 nt
Organism: Cavenderia fasciculata
Lineage: Eukaryota; Evosea; Eumycetozoa; Acytosteliales; Cavenderiaceae
Exons: 5
Coding region: 1-1053 (350 amino acids)
Source: RefSeq, a predicted model, not a curated record